AUGGAAUUGAUCUUUACUUUUAUGACACUUUUCUCCGUCGCUGCGGCCCAGUCGCAAACACUGUGUUCGCAAUAUGCGGCUGCCACGAGCGGUGCAUACUCCGUCAACAAUAACCUUUGGGGAGAAAGCGCGGGCUCGGGUUCACAAUGCACCUACGUGGACUCGAUUUCGAGCUCUGGUGUCUCUUGGUCCACGACAUGGACAUGGUCCGGGGGCGAUAGCUCAGUGAAGAGCUAUGCGAAUUCGGAUUUUGCGCUUAACAAGAUGCUUGUCAGUCAGAUCAGCAGUAUUCCAACAUCUGUACAGUGGAGCUAUGACAACACGAAUAUCAACGCCGAUGUCUCCUAUGAUCUUUUUACGGCGGCUGAUAUCAACCACGAUACGUACAGUGGAGACUAUGAGCUCAUGAUCUGGCUGGGACGAUAUGGGAGCAUCCAGCCCAUUGGCUCACAGAUCGCCACCGCUACGGUGGACGGAAACAGCUGGGAGCUCUGGUAUGGGGAGAAUGGCUCGCAACAGACAUACAGCUUUGUUGCGUCGAGCCCAAUGACCUCGUUCAGCACGGAUAUCUUGGACUUUUUCGACUACUUGACCCAGAACGAGGGAUUUCCGGCUAGUUCGCAAUAUCUGAUUGAUUUACAAUUUGGUACGGAGCCGUUCACGGGUGGACCUGCAACCCUGAGCGUCUCUAGCUGGUCUGCGAAUGUCGAGUAG
Molecule: messenger RNA, 714 nt
Organism: Penicillium lagena
Lineage: Eukaryota; Fungi; Ascomycota; Eurotiomycetes; Eurotiales; Aspergillaceae
Product: glycoside hydrolase family 12 protein
Exons: 3
Coding region: 1-714 (237 amino acids)
Biological process (GO): polysaccharide catabolic process
Molecular function (GO): cellulase activity
Source: RefSeq, a predicted model, not a curated record